Molecule: messenger RNA, 4401 nt
Organism: Kalmanozyma brasiliensis GHG001
Lineage: Eukaryota; Fungi; Basidiomycota; Ustilaginomycetes; Ustilaginales
Product: putative 5-3 exonuclease
Exons: 1
Coding region: 1-4401 (1466 amino acids)
Biological process (GO): nuclear-transcribed mRNA catabolic process; rRNA catabolic process
Cellular component (GO): nucleus
Molecular function (GO): 5'-3' RNA exonuclease activity; RNA binding
Source: RefSeq, a predicted model, not a curated record
AUGGGUAUCCCCAAGUUCUUCCGCUUCAUGUCGGAGCGCUACCCGCUCAUCAGUCAACUCAUCGAGGAGAACAAGAUCCCCGAGUUCGACAACCUCUAUCUCGAUAUGAACGGUAUCAUCCACAACUGUUCCCAUCCCAACGACAAUGAUGCCUCGUUCCGUAUCACAGAGACCCAAAUAUUUUUAGCCGUCUUUGCGUACAUAGAGCAUCUCUUCCACAAGAUCAAGCCCAAGAAGGUCUUCUUCCUCGCCGUCGAUGGUGUCGCCCCUCGAGCCAAGAUGAACCAACAGCGUUCCCGUCGUUUCCGUACCGCAAAAGAGGCCAAGGAGAUCAAGGAAAAGGCCGAGCGUCGCGGCGAGGUCCUGCCCGAGGAGGAGGCUUUCGACUCCAACUGCAUCACGCCAGGCACUCCCUUCAUGGCCAAGCUCUCUCAACAGCUCGAGUACUUCAUCGCCAAGAAGAUCACCGAAGACUCGGACUGGCGCAAUGUGCAGGUCAUCCUCUCGGGCCACGACGUCCCAGGCGAGGGUGAACACAAGAUCAUGGAGUACAUUCGUCUUUGCAAGGCGCAGCCCGGCUACAACCCCAAUGUCCGUCACUGUCUCUACGGUCUCGAUGCCGAUCUCAUCAUGCUGGGUCUUCUCAGCCACGACCCACAUUUCUGCUUGCUUCGUGAGGAGGUCCAAUUCGGCCCUCGUCGCAAGUCCAAGGGCAGCCUCGAAUCGCAGAACUUCUUCCUGCUCCACCUCUCCCUCUUCCGAGAGUACCUCGACCUCGAGUUCCAGGACCUUCGCUCCUCCCUUCCCUUCCCUUACGAGUUUGAACGCAUCAUCGAUGAUUUCAUCCUACUCAACAUCUUUGUCGGAAACGAUUUCCUUCCCCACUUGCCUGGUCUUCACAUCAACGAAGGCGCCAUGGAUCUCCUCUUCAAUAUCUACAAGCAGAUCCUGCCCGUCGCCGGUGGUUACCUCAACGAGAGCGGUACACUGCGUACUGAUCGCCUCGAGCUCGUUCUCUCCGAGCUUUGCAACUUCGAGAUGGAGCAGUUCGAACGCGACUACGGCGACACCGCCACUCACAAGGCCAAAGUCUCCAAGAAGAAGAAGGCCAUCACCCAGACCAAAGCCAAGGGAGGCCUCGUCCUCACCAAAGCGCAGCGUGAACUCUUCGACAAGGUACACGCUUUCGUCAUGGCUCGCAGGCACGACCCUGCGGGAGCUCCCAACGAGCUUCUGGUGCCCGCCGACCUUCCCAACAAGGACAAACGCUUCCUGGAAGACCUCGCUUCCAGCUUGAAGCUGCGCGCUUCCUUCAACAAGGUGGAUCCCACUACUCAGCUCCCCGCCAUCACUCUGUCCUUCCCUGCCAUCGCUGCCGAAGACGACGACAGCGACGACGGCCCUUCCGACGAGGAUGGCGACGACUCAGACGAAGAGUCGGACGAAGAUGCCAUCCGCAAUGCGACCGGCGGGAACAAGGCGAAUGCUCCCAAGUCGGAGUCCGACGUUGCUGUCGACCGCGUCCUGAGCCGCUAUCUCAAGGCCAAAGUCGACGCCGCCAGCGACGACGAGGGCGAUCCGGAGAAAGACUACAAGAAGCGCCUCGAAGCCCAGAUGAACGCUUGGAAGAAGGACUACUACAAGGAAAAGCUCGAGAUCGAUUACAAUAGCGAGGAGGACAUGUCCAAGCUCGCUUUCCGCUACAUCGAGGGUCUCCAAUGGGUGCUCCACUACUACUACGACGGAGUUGCUUCGUGGGGCUGGUUCUACGACUACCACUAUGCUCCCAAGAUCUCCGACCUCAAGAACGCUGGUCAGAUGAAGUUCGACUACGAGCUCGGCAAGCCUUUCCGUCCUUUCGACCAGCUCAUGGGUGUCCUUCCCGCCCUCAGCAACUCGCACAUCCCGACUGCCUUCCGCGACUUGAUGACCGACCCCAACUCACCCAUCAUUGACUUCUACCCGCAGAACUUCGAAGCCGAUCUCAACGGCAAGAAGCAGGACUGGGAAGCUGUUGUCAAGAUUCCCUUCAUCGACGAGAAGCGCUUGCUGGAGGCCCUCGACAAGCGCGAAGUCUACCUCGGCAUCGAAGAGCGCAAGCGCAAUGGCUUCGGCCAUAGCCGCGAGUUCACCUACAAUGAGAACGAUGAGACGUUCUUCCCCUCAAGUCUCCCUGGCACCUUUCCCGAUCUCGUCCACUGCCAAGCCACCGCAAAGAACUUUGCCUUGCCCACUCUCGAUGGCCUCCACCUCGUCAAGGGCCUCACUAAGGGUGUCGAGCUCGGCGUCCGCGCCCUGGCUGGCUUCCCCUCUCUCAAGACGCUUCCUCACUACGGUCGCCUCGGCCACCAUGGCGUCAACAUCUUCCAGUCCGAGUCCAAAGGUGUCAGCAUGGUCGUCACCAUCGAGAAUGCCUACGAGGAUGCCAAGACCGAGGCCAUCGCAGAAGCCAUGAUCGGCAGCCGUGCUUUCCUCAACUGGCCUUUCCUCACUGAGGGUCUCGUUGUUGCUGUCUCGGACAACCUCUUCCGCUACGAGAUGGGCAUGGUCGGUGGUCACCAGAAGAUCAUCUCCCACGCGCACCAAGGCGCCAGCCUGUCCGAUUUCCACCGCAAGGCAGAGCGUGCCGAGUACCACUACAGCAAGCGAAUGGGCGUGCUCAUCGGUGACGUUGACGUACUCGUUCAUAUCCGCCCGCUGAAGGGUCUCAAGCGCCUCGACGAUGGUGCCUUCAUCAAGGACUACCAAGAGGACGCCAAGAAGGAGAUCGACCAGGCAGUGCAGGUAACCGUGACCAACGUCGUCCACGAUGACGCCCGCUUCCUCGAGUCGCCUGCCAAGCCCAUCCGCGACGAGUACCCGGACAAGACCAAGGUCUUCUUCCUCGGCGCCAACGCUUACGGCACGCCAGCCCACGUCGUUGGCAGCACCGACGCCUCGCUCGCUAUCGAGGUCGCCUUCUUCCCAAACCAGGCCAAGGAGAACGCCUAUCUGCGCGACCUUGUCAGCAAGCGCGCUCGCCUCAAUUACUACCCAUCGUAUCAGGUGGCCAAGAAGUGUGGCAUCACCGGUCUCGCUCUUGCCAAACUUACCUCGAGCAUGAUGCUCUCCUGGAAGGACCAAAAGGUCAACGUGGGUCUUCGGCUCAAGUUUGAGGCCAAGGGCGAGAAGGUCCUCGGCUACUCGCGCAAGUCGGCUGCCGGCUGGGAGUUCUCCGAAAAGACGCUCGAGCUGGUCAAGGACUACGUACAGACGUUCCCUGAGAUCGCACAGAUGCUCAGCCACAAGUCUGGAGUUGACAUCACCCGUGCUUCGCAAAUUUGGGACGAGUCGGUGGUCGACGCUAAGAUGGCCCAGCUCAAGGAGUGGACGAAGUCCAAGGGCAUCCGCGACCUCGAGACCGUGCCGCUCUACGCCGAGCAACUCUCCAAGGAGACUGUGCAGAACAUCGAAGCGUUCACCUCCCGCCUCGUAGACACACGCACCGCGAUCGGUGCUGCCAGUCAGGUUAAGCGCGUCUUCAUCAAGGGCAUCCCUCGUACUGCCCUUCUCAAGCCCGGUCACGCCCCCUUCCGCCUGCAGGCACAGAGGUUUGAGCUCGGCGACCGCGUCAUCAUGGUGCAGGACAGUGGUAACGUUCCCCUGUCGGCACGUGGUGUGGUUGUCGGCAUCAACAGCGACUCGCUCGAGGUCGUCUUUGACGUGCCCUUCUUGAGCGGCUCCACGCUGGGUGACCGAUGUGCCCCUUACAAGGGUGCUACCGUGUCCUUCGUCAGCGUACUCAACCUGACCCAGCCUCAGUUCGUCUGCGCUGGAACCAGCGGUGUCGGCGACACCAGCGCCUCGGUUGGCAGCGCUCUCGAGAGGACGCUCGGCCCCAUCGGUGGCACAGGCUCUGCGCAGAGCAACGGCAACGGUGCUCACGGCUAUGGAGCUGGCAACGGCGCUUACCGUCCUCCCAACGCCUUCACCCCCAGCGCGGCCGUCCACAACGGCAACGGUACCAGCAGCACGCAGAUGCUGCAGCGCCCUCAACAGCGUCACGCCGCUGUAUCGCAGGAUGUCGCCUUCUCCGGCGUUGCCAGCGGGUCGCACAAGCCCACGCGAGCGGCUGCUUCGACGAACCAGGUGGAAGAGAUCAACCCCAUCAUGGCUGCGCUCGGCAUCCGUCCUCCCACCAACGGCAAUGGCCAUGGUCCUGCUCGAGGCGCCGCACGCGGUGGGGCUCGACCUCCUCGUCCCCAACAGCCUUUCAACCAGCCGCAGGAGUCUAGCGCUCCCGCAGCUGGCGGCUUCAACGGGCCUCGCGGUCGCGGUGGUCGAGGCGGAGGACGUGGUCGUGGUGGCCCAGCCCCUCGUGGCGCUGUUCGUGGCGGCCGUGGCGGUGCUGCUGGGCAGUAA